Messenger RNA from Gossypium raimondii (Peruvian cotton), 1324 nucleotides. RefSeq names its product 1-aminocyclopropane-1-carboxylate oxidase homolog 1. The record is from RefSeq and is a predicted model, not a curated record. NCBI's taxonomy places the organism in Eukaryota, Viridiplantae, Streptophyta, Magnoliopsida, Malvales, Malvaceae. The transcript has 3 exons. The coding region runs from base 79 to 1191 and encodes 370 amino acids.
AACCUCAUUUGUCAUUCUCAGAAAAUUUCAAAUGCUUUUGUUACAUUAAAACGAUAGGAACAAAGCACACUGAAAAAAAUGGUGGUCACCAGUGGAGCUGGAGUUCAUGAUGAUUCCAACAACUACGACAGAGAAAAGGAACUGAAAGCAUUCGACAAUUCAAAAGCCGGUGUCAAAGGUCUGGUAGAUGCUGGAAUCACUAAGGUUCCUCGUAUGUUCAUCCGUUCAGACAUUUCAUCGAACACUUUAGAGACAACGAAGAAAACCCAAUACAAAAUUCCAGUUAUUGAUCUACAAGGGAUCGAAGAUGAUCCACGGCGGCAUAAAGAGAUCAGUGACCAAGUCAGGCAUGCAUCAGAGACAUGGGGCUUCUUCCAGAUUGUCAACCAUGGGAUAACUGUAAGUGUUCUUGAAGAGAUGAAAGAUGGGGUUCGAAGAUUUUUCGAGCAAGAUACUGAAGUGAAGAAAAAGUAUUACGCAAGAGAAUCGGGAAGCAGGUUUAGAUAUCAGAGCAACUUUGACUUGUAUACAGCUCCAUUUGCGAACUGGAGAGAUACCUGUUUCUGCAUGAUGGCUCCUGAUCCUCCCCAGCCUCAAGAAUUGCCUGAGGUGUUGAGAGAUAUUCUAGUGAAAUACACGAAGGAAGUAAUGAGAUUGGGGAGUUGUUUAUUUAGAGUAUUGUCCGAAGCUCUUGGACUACGCUCAAAUCACCUGGAGGAGAUGGGAUGUGCCGAGGGACUUGCAGUCCUAAGCCAUUACUAUCCGCCAUGUCCCGAACCCGAACUGACCUUCGGCACGAGCAAGCACUCCGACAAUGACUUCCUAACGGUGCUUUUACAAGACCAAAUUGGGGGCUUGCAAGUGCUUUAUGAAGAUCAAUGGCUCGAUGUUCCUCCGGUGCCUGGUGCCUUGGUGAUUAAUGUUGGAGAUCUUUUACAGCUUAUAACAAAUGACAAGUUCAAAAGCGUGGAGCACAGAGUUUUGGCAAACCGUGAAGGACCAAGAGUAUCAGUGGCAAGCUUUUUCACCACAGGCUUAUUACCAUCUUCAAGAGUUUAUGGACCCAUUAAAGAGCUGCUCUCUCAACACAAUCCUCCACUUUACAGGCAAACCACAGUUAAAGACUAUGUUUCCUACAUUUAUCAACAUGGUCUUGAUGGAACUUCUCCCCUUCAUCUCUUUAGGCUCUGAAAACAUUUUCGCCUACAUUUCAAGCUGUAAACAUUAGUCUACAUAUGAUCAUUGCAAUUUGCACCCUAAACUUGCGAGUUGCAGAAGACAUAAUGGUGUUCUUAUUUACUUUUAGAGUAAAUUUGUUUACAUA